Messenger RNA from Nerophis lumbriciformis (worm pipefish), 4073 nucleotides. RefSeq names its product protein diaphanous homolog 3-like. Lineage: Eukaryota; Metazoa; Chordata; Actinopteri; Syngnathiformes; Syngnathidae. The record is from RefSeq and is a predicted model, not a curated record. Gene Ontology annotation, molecular function: small GTPase binding; actin binding. Gene Ontology annotation, biological process: actin filament polymerization; actin cytoskeleton organization. Gene Ontology annotation, cellular component: actin filament.
AAAAAACUACUGCUACCGCUGCGAGGCUAGUGUGCUAGCAGGAGACUUUUCUGUUGCCUUUUGCCUCAUUUUUUUUGCUGAGAAAUUGUCCUGCGUGGGAGACAGCAUGUCGAACGCCUUCCCCAGGUGUCCUCCAACAAACAACAUGGACACUUGCAGACAGCGAGCCGAGUCAGGACGAGACGGCAAAUCUCACAAGAAGAAGGCGUCUUCCCAACUCAGCACGCCAUGCAGCGAAGAAGGAGAACGCAAGCCUAAAUUCCACCUCCAAUUUAGAAAUCUCACCGAUGACGUGCUGGACAGAUUUGCCAGUAUUCGGAUUCCGGGGAGCAAAAAGGAGCGGCCCACCAUAGCGCAUGCUAAACACAGCCACUCCGAUUGGGCCGUGUUUUCGUCCUCCAACUCCCACGAGUUUGUGGAACUCUCAUCCAAGAUCACUUCAGAGAAGGAAAUCCUGGCGCUGUUUGAAAAGAUGAUGGAGGACAUGAACUUGAACGAAGAAAAAAAGACGCCCUUGAGAGACAAGGACUUGAGUACAAAAAGAGAAAUGGUCAUGCAGUAUGUUUGUACUGCUUCAAAAACGGGCAGCUUGAAAAGCAGCUAUCAGAUAUCUCCCCAGGAAUUCCUGGGAGAACUCAAGUCAGGAGUGAUGGAAGAACGUCUGUUUGCUUGUCUGGAUUCUCUGCGAGUCUCACUCACCAGCAACCCUGUCAGCUGGGUCCAGAGCUUUGGUCAUGAGGGCCUUGGAUUGCUACUUGACAUUUUGGAGAGGCUGCUGGCCAAGAAACAGCAGGUGCGGCUUGACAAAAAGAACCAACAUAAAGUCAUCCAGUGUCUAAAAGCCUUCAUGAACAACAAGUAUGGCCUGGACAGAAUCCUUGGGGAGGAGAGAAGUCUGGCACUCCUGGCAAGAGCAAUAGACCCCACCCAGUCGGCCAUGAUGACCGACGUGGUCAAGGUGCUGUCGGCCAUUUGCAUUGUGGGCGAAGAGAACAUCCUGGAGAAGGUCCUUGAAGCCAUCACCACAGCGGGAGAAUGGCGAGGCACGGACAGGUUCAGUCCCAUCGUGCAGGGACUAGGAGAUCGCUCCGUUCAGUUGCAAGUGGCUUGCAUGCAGCUCAUCAACGCGCUCGUGACGUCACCUGACGAGCUGGACUUGAGGCUGCACAUCCGAAAUGAGUUUAUACGUUGUGGUCUGAAGGACAUUUUGCCGCAACUGUUGUCUGUGAGGAACGAGGCCCUCGACAUUCAGCUGAAGGUGUUUGAGGAGCACAAAGAAGAGGACAUGAUGGAGUUCUCUCACCGGCUGGAGGACAUCCGAAGCGAGCUGGAUGAUGCGGGGGACGUGUUCAGUAUUUUGCAGAAUAUGGUGAAGGACAGCCCUGCGGAAAGUUAUUUCCUCUCUAUUCUGCAGCACUUGGUGCUCAUACGCACCGACUACUUUGUCAGGCCCCAGUACUUUAGAAUCAUCGAGGAGUGCGUCUCUCAAAUCGUCCUGCAUCGUAACGGAACAGACCCCGACUUCAGUUACCGCAAACGCCUUGACGUGGAUUUCAGCCACCUUCUGGAGGUUUGUGUGGAUAAAGUGCGAUGUGAUGAGUACGAACAACAAGCUUCAGAGUUGGCGGAGAAGUUCGAUGAAGAGUUUGUAAAACGGCAAGAGGCCCAAGCUCAGCUGGUUAAGUGUGAAGAAAAGAUGGCUGAGCUUCAAGCAGAGCUGCACGCCUUCAAGUCCCAGGGUCCAUCUGCACCAGUGCUGGGGUCUUCUGGCCACGUUGCUUCAAUACCUACUGGGUCCUCACCUUCCAACCCAGCAUCUGGCCUGCCGGUCCCCCCUCCGCCUCCUCCUCCUCCUCCACCGCCUCCUCCGUUACCUGGUUGUCCAGCACCCCCUCCUCCACCCGGUGCCCCUCCUCCGCCUCCACCGGGAUUUGGCUUGUCCGCCUGCCUCGUCCUGCCUUACGGCCUCAGGCCUAAGAAGCAGUUCAAGCCCGAGAACUGCACCAAGCGCCUCAAUUGGUCCAAGAUACAUCCUCAGGAAAUGUCAGAGGGCUGCUUCUGGGUGCAGGCUGAUGACAACCAAUAUGCAAGGCCUGGUUUGCUCAGCAGAGUCGCCCUCGCCUUCGGUUCGCACAGAGCAGCAAAAAGAGAAGAGGAGGAUCUCGAUGAUAAGAAAUUAAUUAAGAAGCGAAUCAAACAGCUGAAGGUGCUGGAUCCCAAGAUAGCACAGAAUCUAUCCAUUUUCCUGGGUUCUUUCCGCCUGCCUUACAAAGACAUUCGUCAGAUGAUACUGGAGGUGGAUGACGAGCGUCUGACUGAACCAAUGAUACAGAACCUGGUAAGGCACUUACCUGAGCAGGAGCAACUCAACGCCUUGGCCAAGUACCACAGUGACUACGCCAUGUUGUCAGAGCCGGAGCAGUUUGGAGUUGUGAUGAGCAGCGUGAAGCGCCUGGGUCCACGUCUCAGCCACAUCCUCUUCAGGCUGCAGUUUGAGGAGCAGGUCAACAACCUGCGUCCAGACAUCCUGGCCGUGAACGCCGCCUGUGACCAAGUCAGGACCAGCCGCGCCUUCGGCUGCCUGCUGGAGCUGGUCUUGCUGCUGGGGAACUACCUGAACGCGGGGUCCAGGAACGCCCAGUCCUUUGGCUUCGAUCUCAGCUCCCUCGUCAAGUUGAAGGAUACUAAGUCAGGUGACCAGACGACCACAUUACUUCAUUUCCUGGCACAAAUAUGUGAGGAGGAAUUUCCACACGUCAUCACGUUUGUUGAAGACCUUGAACAUGUGGACAGAGCAAGCAGAGUGUCUGCAGAGAAUGUGGAAAAGAGCCUGAGGCAGAUGGAGAAGCAGCUGCUGCAGCUGGAGAAAGACCUCCAGACGUUCUCGUCCCCGGACGACCCCGCCGACAUGUUCUUCCCCAAAAUGGCUAGCUUCAUUAAGGUAGCGCGGGAGCAGCACAGCAAGCUGCUGAGUCUGCACGGCAACAUGGAGACUCUCUACCUCAGUCUGCUGGACUAUUUUGCUGUGGAUCCAAAGAAAACAUCUGUGGAGGAACUGUUCACCGACCUCAGCAACUUCCGAAGCAUGUUCGCACAAGCGCUGAAAGACAACAUGAAGCGACGAGAGGCCGAGGAGAAGCAGAGACGAGCUCAGGCAGCCAAAGAAAAAGCCGAGCGCGAGAAGCAAGAAAGGCAGCAGAAGAAGAGAGGACUGCUGGAACUUAACGCAGAGAACGAUGAGACGGGUGUGAUGGACAGUUUGCUGGAAGCUCUUCAAUCAGGCGCUGCCUUCAGGGACCGCAGGAAGAGAGCACCAAGAACCAGAGAUACCAAGAAGCAGACCAUCAGUCCCAGCUCCUACCGCCAGGUUCUCAGGCCUGUGAACUAUGAAAACAAGACGGCCCCUGUGCAGAGGUCUCGCUCUCGCCGCGACGUCGCCGCCUGCCCGACGGGGGCCAAGGCCCCGCCCACCAAGGGGUGUGGCGGCCCGGCGCCCUCAGGAGGCGGAGUCACAGGCAGGUGCACAAAGACGGCAGGAGGAGAGAAAGACGUGGGUGGGCUUGCAGGGAUGGAUGAUGGAGGGGAAGGAGACCAUGUGACGUGUCCGGGGGUCUCAGCAGGGGUCCGGGGGUCACCUGGUAAGGAGUCUGACCUGGAAACUCUGCUGGCUAGACUCAGGUCUUUGUAGGAAACACACAAGUCUAAAGUCAGGUCCUUGAAGGAAACACACAAGUCUAAAGUCAGGUCCUUGAAGGAAACACACAAGUCUAAAGUCAGGUCCUGGUAGGAAAUCACAGAAGAGUUUGGAGGAAAACCUGCAAUAAGUCAGAGAUCAUCUUCAUAAAAUGUGCAUACUGGCUUUGAAAGUAUAACAGCAAUAACAUAUAUAAUCUAUAUCAAUUAAAUGUUUAUAAAAAAAUAAAUCAAGUUGUGCACGAUUAAAAACAUUUCACCUCAAAAAGGAUGAUGCACAAAAAAGUGGAUUCUAAUCAAAAUUGUGAUUCUUAUUCUAAAUGCGAUUCCAUUCAUACUUUUCAAAAAUCGAGUAGAAACAUUUUUUUUUUUUUUUUUAU